Messenger RNA from Sodiomyces alkalinus F11, 291 nucleotides. RefSeq lists its product as hypothetical. NCBI's taxonomy places the organism in Eukaryota, Fungi, Ascomycota, Sordariomycetes, Glomerellales, Plectosphaerellaceae. The transcript has 5 exons. The record is from RefSeq and is a predicted model, not a curated record. The coding region runs from base 1 to 291 and encodes 96 amino acids.
AUGCGCAAGCCUUGGGCAGUCGCAUCUGUCGCCUACCAAGUUCUCUCGCUGGCCUGGAAUGUGUUUACACUGCCGAUGUUAAUCUCUGCGACGGGCCCAGCCGGGCAUGAGCAUCUGCAAGGAAGCUACGGCCUGCAGACGGGAGACCAGGUCAGGCCCGAGUGCGACCAGGUGAUGACCCGACAGGGCGCAUCGAUCACAAUGUCCGCGCCGGAAGAGUGGAUUCGGGCUGUUCAGGGGCUGCUGAUGCAGCUGCUCCUAUAUCCUCCGUGCCUGCAAAAGAAGUACUGA